Zymoseptoria tritici IPO323 is the source of this 677-nucleotide messenger RNA. RefSeq lists its product as uncharacterized. Lineage: Eukaryota; Fungi; Ascomycota; Dothideomycetes; Mycosphaerellales; Mycosphaerellaceae. The record is from RefSeq and is a predicted model, not a curated record. The transcript is spliced from 2 exons. The coding region runs from base 13 to 327 and encodes 104 amino acids.
GUUCAAAGUACUAUGCAGUUCUCGAGCGGUGUAAAGGCAGUGCACAAGCAUUCGGAAGCAAAGCCUUCUGCAUCUCUCCUCCCACUCCUUGCAAGAGUUGGUCGCAUCGUCCGGUCGUUGGAUCUGCGGGACGUGCAGACCGUGGAAGGCUCAGGCGAUAUCGGGAUGGUGGUGAUUAUGGAGAAGCUUUGCUGGACAUCUUGGUGGGUUGAUUGUUGUAUUCGGUGGGCGGUUGUUGGAUUGGAAGAUUUGGUGGGUAUUGUUGAAUUGCAUCAUGAUUCGUGGGGAAAGCAGCAAGGAACGAUCGUUGUCGGAAGUGGCAAAUAAUAGAGGACGCAGAGGAGAGCAGCGGCGGUCGAGUUGCGUUCGUGGCGGAUGGGUUCAGAGAUCAUGUACGAUCUGAUGGUCCAGGAACGCCGAGUCCUGAUCGUUGAGGACCAUCCUGCCAGGAGAUGGUCGCUUAACGACUAGGAGGGCACUCGGAACAAGGGAACACGGUGCCUUCGCAGUGGUCCUGGCAGUAAUUUGGCAGUGGGUUUGCCGAAGCGCAGAGAGCAAGGAGAGCCGAUGCGAAGAUGAUUGAGAAGUUCAUGUUUUCGUUGAAUGGGUCGUAGAAAUGGAGGAUGUGGUGUUGAAAGAGGUUGAUGGUCGUGAAUGUGUUGAUGAUUUUGUUUUUG